AUGGCAUCCGAAGCAGCAGUAUGUCCCGUCGUCGGCACCACGACUUCCGUGCUGCCUCCAGACCAUCCUGCCUUUAACGCCGACGACCUGGAAGCAAGAUGCCCAGUGACCAACGCGAAAGUCGAGCACCACAACAAGACCAUCCACAACCACCCGUCCUCCUCCACCAUUCCCAACGACGGCAGCAAGAAGAACGACGCCACGAAAUGUCCCGCCUUAGCCAACGCCAGCUCGGAGGAUAAGAUUGUUGAUGAUGUAUGCCCCGUCGUUGGGCCGGUCAGUGCGAUGGUAUGA
Saxophila tyrrhenica is the source of this 294-nucleotide messenger RNA. RefSeq lists its product as uncharacterized. The record is from RefSeq and is a predicted model, not a curated record. The transcript is spliced from 2 exons. NCBI's taxonomy places the organism in Eukaryota, Fungi, Ascomycota, Dothideomycetes, Mycosphaerellales, Extremaceae. Bases 1 to 294 code for a protein of 97 amino acids.